AUGCAGUUUGACAUCCCACCACUGCUGCAGCCCAGAGCCUCUGCCUGCCGCUGCCUGCCUCCCAAUUAUUUAUGCAAACCUGAGGACAACAUUUACAACAUUGACUUCACCAGGUUUAAGAUCCGGGACCUUGAAACUGGAACAGUGCUGUUUGAAAUUGCAAAGCCGUCUGCUUCAGAGCAAGAUGAAGAGGAUGAAGAUGACAACAGUGAACUGGACGCUAGUGCAGGCCGCUUUGUUCGUUACCAGUUCACCCCAGCAUUUCUCCGUCUUCGCACUGUUGGUGCAACAGUGGAAUUCACAGUGGGAGAAAAGCCAGUGUCAAACUUUAGAAUGAUUGAGAGACAUUACUUCCGAGAUCGCUUGCUGAAGAACUUUGACUUUGAUUUUGGCUUCUGCAUCCCCAGUAGCAGGAACACAUGUGAACACAUUUAUGAAUUCCCUCAGCUCUCAGAAGACCUUAUCCGUCUGAUGGUUGAAAAUCCAUACGAGACCCGCUCAGACAGCUUUUACUUUGUGGACAACAAGUUGAUUAUGCACAACAAGGCCGACUACGCUUACAAUGGAGGACAGUAAUUAUUCUGUGUCCACUGGAUGCUGUGCUGCCGUUAACCAUUCCAGAUGUCCAGGAGUGGUCUGGAGUUGCUGUCUCGUGCAAUAAGGCUUCUUGCCAAACCUUUUCUCCUUGCAUGAGGCUGAAAACAUGAAGCAAAGACGACAGCUCGUGAAAGUAAAGGAAAUCCCCCUGCAACACUUCUCUGUCUGCCACUCAACGUAUCCUGCCUCUCGUUCUCUAUUUCUGGUUACCUUCUGGUACCUUGGUUAGGUCAUGGAUCAGAGGCACUGUUAGAAAAUGAUUGCUGUUAGUCUUUAUAGUUAGGUUGCACUUUUAGUGCUUCUGAUGCUUCACCUGUUGGGUGACUACCCUUUUUCAAGAGGUCAGAUUGUUUGGGUAAGCUAUUUCUUAGCAGGAAAAUUUUCCCCCUUCAAGUUGCCAGUGAUGCCUGAAGAGCAGAUCUCCUCUUCAGUUGGAUAGAUCAUCUCUUCAGUGCACAGUGGUUUAGUUUGUAGCAUGGCUGAGAUUGCUUUUUAGGGUGCAUCCCAAAAUUCUCAGUGGGAAAGAUAAAAUAAGAGACUAAUUCGGCUUCUAAGCAGUAUGGGAAUCUUCCCUCUGCCUCUAGGGGUCUGAGCUGCCCCUGAGAACAGCUUAAUCUGUAUCUUGCUAGAGAUUUCACUAGAGAUACAAGAUAGGGAAAAAGGGCUUUUAUCCAGGUUGGUCCUUGAAUCAGUCUGAUAGCAUUUCUAGUUGAGCUCUUGUGAGCAAAUUGUUGAAUUUUGGAGCUUAGGAAUCAGCCUUAGAGCUGAAGUUAAUCUCACUAUAUUUACCAUUUCUCCUGCUUCCCAUUGGGUUGGAAUUUUGGCUCUUGCUACAGAAUGUAUUGCUUUUUAGAUUGACAACACACGGUCAGUCUAGCUGGGGUGAGGAGGAGGUGUCAGUCUAGUGGGACUUAGGGGAAAAAGGGAGAAUUUGGAAAAUCACUUGAAAAAUGUGUAGGAAGCAGAUCUUCCUAGGCUUCAAUCUCUCUCUGUCAGAGGUGCUGGAAGGAGAGAUGGUGGUGGUACCAGCUCAUUUGCUUUGUUUCAGUUGAGGUAUUAGUAGCUAAAAGCUUCCCAGGUCAGAUCACUCAGCGUUACAGAGUGGGAUUCUUACAAAGUGAGAAUUUAUAUGAUUCUCUUUUUAAUUGUUUGAGUUCCCAUCACCGCUUUGCCUACUUAGCUGCUUAUUUAUGGCUUAGUAAGUUCUGCUGAGUUAGUUACUGCCAGACCAGAGGGUGUAUCUCACCGCUGCGUUUGGGAUCUGGCAAUAGGGAAUAGCAUCAUGCAGUGGGAAGAGAAGACCCAUGUCUCCCCAGAAGCUGUGCUGGCGCCCAGCUCCUGACCAUGCAAAAUCUCAGUUAAAAAAAACCCUUUUCUGCCUGUUUUGCUGGCUCUUAAGACUGGCAUUUUUCCUGUCACCAGCUGGGCUGGUCAGUUGUGUCUCUUGUACAUGGGAGUUAGGUUGCAUCUAUAGGAGAGACGUUUGGUAGUAUUAGUUCCACUUGUUCCUUGAAACAGUUGCAGACUAACUCCUUGGUGGAUACAGUUGGUUACCUGUUGUGUUAAGUAAGAUUCAGUGUAGCUUAUAUUUUAGCAGGAUUAAGUGGGGUGGGCAUAACAGCCCAAAGCCUGUUAAUGCAUAGACAGCAAUAAGAAACCAAUGCCUUUACCUUGCAGAUUAAUGACGUUAGCUUUGGUGUAGAAGAUCAGCUGGCAUCAGGGUGAGCAGUGAGAGUACGUGGGGUGGCAGCCAUGAAAGAAUCUCCAGCUCUUGGGAAGGUAUUUAAUUAUGAUUAACCACAACAAAUGACCUGUUCAGGGUAGAGCAUUAAUCAUGAGCAACCACAACAAAUGUCUUGGGAAUGCAGAGAGGCAAGGUCUGCAUGGUUGAAAGAUGAAGAACAGUUCUGCUACCAUCAGUCCCCUCCAGCAUCUCCAAAGGCACUUAGGCAAUCUUGUUUAGUUCUUUCAGAAUUAGUUAAAGCUGCUUGUAAGGUGGAGCUUGCGAUGCCUCUUGCAGUGAUUGUCUUCAGAAAGCCUUGUGCUGUGCUGGUGAGGUAGGAAAUGUUUGUCUUUAUGGAAGAACGGGUAGUUACUUGUGACAAGGCAGAACUGCCUGGAAGUGUGGUUUUUAUCCUGAGGUGUUCUGAGGUGCUCAGGAUAGUGCCUGAAGAACCUGCUAGUUAUUCCCUGGGAAGUUUUAGCGUACUGAGCUGAAUUUGUAUGUGGUAUAAAUCCAGGUGCCUUUAAAUGCUACUUUUAUCUCAUUUUCUGUAUGAAGCAACCUCUUGCUUUUUUUAUGAGUGUGAUGAUUCCCACCUAUUUUCUAUGUUGCUGCGUAAAGGUUCUUUAAAAAGGAAGACAGGCUGUUGCCAGUGAGCAGCAGAAAUUACUGUGAGUGCCGUUUGUAGCAGGCGGUGUGCAGCUCCUCGCAGUCAGGGUGUUCGUCGGGGUGUGGGUGCCAUCUAGCCGCUGCUUUGCAGCAUGCAGCUGAGAGCGGGAGAGCACUCUGCCAAAUGUAAAUGAGGCAUUUGAUGCUUAUAGGAAAGUGGAUUCCUGUCUUUAGUCAUUACCUCUGCUAGUAGCGAUGAGAAAAAAGCAUUGAAGCAGUUGCUUUCCCAUUGGUGAAUGUAUCAGCUAUUCAGCAAUAAAAAAAGAACUGGGGGGAAAUGGGAAGGCUUGCAGGCAGCACUAGCAGCCCUCAGUUUCUAGCUGAAUUUGUUUGCUUUGCUAGAUUAGGUCUUUGCCCAAGGCAUGCUGCAGAACAGAAGUCCCUACAAGAGGGCAACCCAGCACUGAAAAAGUUGAUUGUAAUCCAAAAUAUCAGGAAUUCCCAAACUCCUGUCCCCACUUUGGUACUUCCCUAAGGUUCCUUCUCUCUUAGACGCCUUCUAUAAAGUGUCUUCUCUUUGCGGCAGGGAUGAUGUCUUUGGUAAACAUGGUUUAAUGGAGCAACUUCAUUCUGGAUUGUGUGCUCUGAUGCUUUAAUGAUGGGUCAGAGCUACUCAUGCCAGUGAGCUAGGAAGAUAUUCCAGUGGGAUCUCACCCUCGUCAAGUGGAAGGUCUGUCCUAGCCAAGUGCUGAGUGCAAGGGAGAUGCUUUCAGUGUCGGUUAAAGUUUGAGCAAGGGAAAAGGUAUCUGUGCAGACAGCUUCUUUCAGGCCCUGUGCCGAGUUGGAAAACGAGUUGGGAUCAUACUGUGUUCU
Messenger RNA from Egretta garzetta (little egret), 3802 nucleotides. RefSeq names its product unc-119 lipid binding chaperone B (gene UNC119B). The coding region runs from base 1 to 576 and encodes 191 amino acids. Gene Ontology annotation, biological process: lipoprotein transport; nervous system development; cilium assembly. The record is from RefSeq and is a predicted model, not a curated record. NCBI's taxonomy places the organism in Eukaryota, Metazoa, Chordata, Aves, Pelecaniformes, Ardeidae. Gene Ontology annotation, molecular function: lipid binding. Gene Ontology annotation, cellular component: cilium. The transcript is spliced from 6 exons.